AUGUGCUCUGUCUUUUCGACCGCCACGGCAAUGAGAGAUUCAUCUCCUGUCGAAACCUCUGAACCUUACGAGAAUCGCAACACAAUGGUGUCAUCCGAGUCCCAAGAGGAGAUACUACACCAGCAUGACAGUUCUACUGCAGAAGGCGGCGCUGACUCGUUGUCCAACUUGCGAGUAGAAAUACCCUCGGGUUCGUCGAUUCCGAGUUGUCAGACUGGUCCCGUGGAUAAGCAACCAUCUAAUGAUGCUUCGGAUGAAUCUGACACGUCUUUUGAGUCUGAUGACGAUGAAUCUGAGGGGGGCAUCUUAGAUCAACUCAACACCACCCUUGGAACGUCUUACACCCUGGACACUACAUUCCUCUCUUCCCUUCUUGAAGAUUGCAUUGCAAACAACUAUGACUUUGGCACGGCAUAUGGCCGCCUCCGCUCGAGAUGGUUUCACAAGCAGCUCAAGCCUCUGCAGAUGACAUUAUGUGGUGUAUCUGGCACACUGUCCAAGAUGCAGAACCGGGUGUCGACCAACCCAGUGGACAAAGUCGCAGGCCUGGCAUUUUGCUUGCAGUCCAGGAUGAUACCGGCCUACUAUGAAAGCCAGAAUCUUGAGGAGGCAUGGAAAGCACUCGUGGAUUCGAUGCAUCCAUGGUCUCGGGCCGAGUUGUUCUUCUUGUAUCCUGAACCAGGAAUUGCACGCACAAAAUGGAGACCAUCGUGGGACCAGGUUAUGACGACACCUCUGCCUGCAGAUAGCUUCCCUCGGAUGAAGGUUCAUCUGGAUGAGAAGAUGGACAAAGACUCAUGUGACGCAUCUUGCAUUGAAAAAGCAUUUGUGCGGUGGUUGACUGUGGAAGGUGUUGAUCGACAUGGAGAGUUGCUUAUUAAAGACAAGCAUGGGAUAGAACAUGCAUUCAACAUCGUGGCCACCCAUAAGUACCCGAUACCUGAAGAUAUUAGCCCUAAAGCAGGUAGGAAAGUUUGGACUGGGGAAGAGCCCGUCGAGAUUGAUCCAAACAGGGAGAUCCUCGUAGGAUGGGGAGUUAUCAAUUCUACAUUCCGGCGUUGGAACGCUACAGAAGUGGAUGUUGUGGUUCUGCUGCGGGACGUAGGCUGA
Molecule: messenger RNA, 1110 nt
Organism: Guyanagaster necrorhizus
Lineage: Eukaryota; Fungi; Basidiomycota; Agaricomycetes; Agaricales; Physalacriaceae
Exons: 5
Coding region: 1-1110 (369 amino acids)
Source: RefSeq, a predicted model, not a curated record